UGUCUGCCUCAUCCUUUUUUCUCUCUUUCUCACUCUUGGUUUUUUUGCCUCAUGGAGAACAUAAAUUAAAAAAACACAUAAAGAACCAGGAUGAAGAACAUAAAAACAGCAUCGAAUUCAUCUUCCUAAUGAUAACUUCUUUACUUGGUCACAUGACCAAACCAUUCCCGAUAAUUCAGUUGUUCCAGUUGUUGUUCAUGCUCUGUCCACCGGGGGUCAGUGUUUCACCCGGGUCAAUAGACUGAUGUCAUCUUAAUCUCAAGCUUUUUCAUCGGCAGUUUAAUCAGAGUUGAGCCAAAUCUGCACGUUUUUAUGUUGGAACGACAUCACUUCUUUCCCUUCCUGUGUUUCUAUCUUUGACAAACGGAGCAUCUCCAGUCUUGACCUCUUCAUCGUCCACUUUCAGCAUCUUCAGAUGAGUCCAGACUCUCUUUGAUCUUUGUUUGUUCGUUGUUCCUGAACCUGGUUCUGGUCCCACUUGUGGAGCUGGUUUGGAAACAGCCGUGUGACUGGAAGUGGAAAAAUGUUUGCUCAGGAGCCAUCCGUUGUGCUCCUCCUCCUCCUCGUCUGUCCUUCGCCUACCCAGGUGAUGGCCUCCUCCCUCCUUGACAUGACGGCGUGGAGCCCGGGGAACAGCUCGCCCACAGCUAAGGACUGUCUCCAGGUUGAGACCAGGGCUGGAGGUCUGACAGUUCACUGCUCUGGACUCCGGCUGAUGAAGGUGCCGCUCGGUCUUUCCAACCAAACGGUCUGUCUGUUUCUGAACAAAAACCUGCUCAGCUCUCUGCCUCCAAACUCUUUCUCCACUCUCCUCCAGCUCCAUGAGCUUGAUCUGUCAAAUAACCAGCUUUCCACCCUGGAGCCCGGCUGCUUCUAUGGGUUGGCUAACUCUCUCCGCCUCCUAGAUCUGUCGUCUAACCGCCUCUCCACGCUUGAUCCAGAGGUGUUUGGUGGGCUGCAGGUUCAGGUCAACUUUACUCACAACCCAUGGCACUGUGACUGCAGCAUGCAGAUGUCUGUUUCUCUGAUGGAUCUUGAAGCGUCUUCUGUAGAAAGAGUGGUGUGUCAGACGUCGGACAUCCCGAACGCUGGAACGGUUGGUCUCCCACUGGUCUUACUGGUAGAGGACUGGGAUCUGUGCCAGUCUGUGAGGAGAACGACUGAUGUGCUGACCCUGGUCACUAUGUUCCUGUGGUUCUUCAUGCUCAUCUCCUACUUGAUCUACUACAUUCGUCAGAAUGAGGUGUUUGCCAACCAACACUUUGAGUACAUUAAGUUCCUGGAGAACCGGGAACCCUUUUCCCCCAUAGAAUUCUUGAAGAACCUUUGACAUGCUCAAACACUUGGACAUCUUUCUCAUCUCAUCUCAGUUUUGAGAGGAGGAAGAGGCUGCCUGAAGUCUUGUGUCAGAACCGCUUCCAGGUCCAAAAGGGUAUGGAAGGUUUCAUCAUCACUGAAGUCGAUUGCAGAGCUGUUGAUGGAUAACUCAGAAAUAAUUGGAAGUUUCUCACACUUUUGAGGGUUUUUUAGGACUUGAGACCUCCAGUGCAAAUUCAACCUCAAUGAAACACCAGGAUGUUUAGUUUGAAACUAAAAAUAAGGAACUCAUGCCCUAAAGCAAAGAGAUGAAAGACAUGAGACAUUUGUUGAAGAAAUGUUGCAUAUUAACUUCAUGCCCAGAGUCACUUUCUGUUUGCUUUUUGCAUUCUCGUUUUUAUUGACCUGCAUGUCCUUUCAGAAUAAAGGCUUUGCUUUAGGGAGCUUUGUUCUCACUGGGAUACAGAGUUUAGAUGUGAAUGUGGUUCAUGAGCGUGUGAACACUUGUGUGCUGUCAUCGUGAGCGCUGUUGAAAUGGUUUUAAUAUGUUGUGUGUCUGUUUAGCUCUUUUUCUCUGAGAUGCUCCAGUUUUUGGUUUUUACCCUCUUAAAUUCAAAGAGAAUGAAAUGAUUACAUGAAAUAAUCCAUUCUGUGUGUCUUCUAACAGGUAUGGACGCUUUGUGAUUGUUACACUGCAGACUUUCCUUUGCCAAAAACCCACUACAUUGUUCACAGUCAUUAUUACAUUAUGUCACAUGUU
Oryzias latipes (Japanese medaka) is the source of this 2077-nucleotide messenger RNA. RefSeq names its product leucine-rich repeat-containing protein 3-like. Gene Ontology annotation, cellular component: plasma membrane. Gene Ontology annotation, molecular function: protein binding. NCBI's taxonomy places the organism in Eukaryota, Metazoa, Chordata, Actinopteri, Beloniformes, Adrianichthyidae. The record is from RefSeq and is a predicted model, not a curated record.